Molecule: messenger RNA, 963 nt
Organism: Cervus elaphus (red deer)
Lineage: Eukaryota; Metazoa; Chordata; Mammalia; Artiodactyla; Cervidae
Product: olfactory receptor-like protein DTMT
Exons: 1
Coding region: 1-963 (320 amino acids)
Biological process (GO): G protein-coupled receptor signaling pathway
Cellular component (GO): membrane
Molecular function (GO): olfactory receptor activity; G protein-coupled receptor activity
Source: RefSeq, a predicted model, not a curated record
AUGAAAAUGGGAAACCAAACAGUCGUCUCAGAAUUCCUCCUCCUGGGCCUGCCCAUUGGACCUGAUCAGCAAGACUUGUUCUAUGCUCUGUUCCUGGCCAUGUAUGUUACCACCGUCCUGGGGAACCUCCUCAUAAUGUUCCUGAUUCGACUGGACCCCCACCUCCACACACCCAUGUAUUUGUUUCUCAGUAACCUGUCUUUCUCUGACCUCUGCUUCUCCUCUGUCACAAUGCCCAAAUUGUUACAGGACAUGCAGAGCCACAUCUCAUCCAUUUCUUAUGCUGGCUGCCUGGCACAAAUGUACUUCUUCCUGCUUUUUGCAGACCUGGAGAGCUUCCUCCUUGUGGCCAUGGCCUAUGACCGCUAUGUGGCUAUCUGCUUCCCCCUGCACUACACCACCGUCAUGAGCCCCAGGCUCUGUCUCGCCCUGCUGGUGCUGUCCUGGGUGCUGACCACCUUCAUUUCUUUGUUGCACACCCUGCUCAUGGCUCGGCUGUCUUUCUGUGCUGAUAACGUGAUCUCCCACUUCUUCUGUGACAUGUCAGCUCUGCUAAAGUUGGCCUGCUCUGACAUUCAGAUAAAUGAAACAAUGAUUUUUAUCUUGGGAGGGCUUGUCAUUAUUGUUCCAUUCCUGUUGAUAUUUUCAUCCUAUGCACGAAUUGUGUCCUCCAUCCUCAAGGUCCGCUCUGCCAGGGGUAUCCGCAAAGCUUUCUCCACCUGUGGCUCCCACCUCUCUGUGGUGUCUCUCUUCUACGGGACAAUCAUUGGCCUCUACCUUUGCCCUUCAGCUAACAACUCUACUAUUAAGGAGACUGUCAUGGCUGUGAUGUACACUGUGGUGACCCCCAUGCUGAACCCUUUCAUCUACAGCCUGAGGAACAGAGACAUAAACGGAGCCCUGAGAAGAAUCUUUUCAAAAUGGACAAUUAGCUUUUUUUCAGCCAGUGACUUUAAAGAUUAA